GAAAGCUGUGAAGCUGUUCUUCACACCUGAAGAUACAGAUGACCCUGUAAACAAUGCAAAAAGAUACUUUCUUCAAACUGAAGAUGCAAAGGGUGCACUCGUGAUGUUGCCAGAAUAUAAAGUGAGAGAGAAGAUGUUGCUACGAGCUUUAAAUCGCUAUGGUGUAAAUCAUGAAGGUUGUACCAAAGGAUGGCUCAAUAUUCCUCAUUCCAUGCGCAUAUUCUAUAUCCAUGCUUAUAGCAGUAAAAUUUGGAAUGAAGCAGCAUCAUAUAGAAUGAAGAUAUAUGGUUCAAAAGUUGUUGAGGGUGAUCUUGUCUUCUCAGAAGAAAAUGAUGAAAGUGUUUCCCUGAAUGACAAGGUUCAUGUAGUCACUGCUCCAGAAGAAUCAGUUAACAAAUACUCUAUACACCAGGUGGUUCUUCCAAUGGUGGGACAUAGUAUCAAGUAUCCCAGUAAUAAAGUUGGGCAAUGGUACCAUGAAAGACUUUCUAAGGAUGAGCUGCACAUGUGCAAAUUCAGAGUGUUUCCAUUACAGCUGAAUAUACCUGGAUGCUACAGACCCAUUUUGAAAAAUGUUCAGAAUCUGUCAUAUUUUUUGGAAGGUAGUGAAAAAGGAAUUGCAAUUGAAGACAACAAUCUGAAUGAAUCAAAAGUCUCUCUUCAUAUAUCAUUUGACCUUGAUCCUUCAUGUUAUGCAACAGUCUGUCUGAGAGAAAUAAUGAAAUGUGACUUUUAAGAUUCCAGUUAAUGAAAGAUUGCAGGAAUAUUAUACAAUGGUGAUAUCUUAUGUAUAAUGCCAAGA
Balearica regulorum gibbericeps (East African grey crowned-crane) is the source of this 802-nucleotide messenger RNA. The record is from RefSeq and is a predicted model, not a curated record. Lineage: Eukaryota; Metazoa; Chordata; Aves; Gruiformes; Gruidae.